GCCUGUUCUACUGACCGAUGGAAAUCCACUGCAAACACGACCCGUUCGCAGCCAUGCACAGGCAUGGAGGGGUGAAUCAGCUGGGUGGGGUGUUUGUAAACGGGCGGCCCUUGCCUGACGUGGUGAGGCAGAGGAUAGUAGAGUUGGCCCAUCAGGGCGUACGUCCGUGUGACAUCUCCCGCCAGCUCCGGGUCAGCCACGGCUGCGUCAGCAAGAUACUGGGCAGGUAUUAUGAGACAGGCAGCAUCAGACCAGGGGUGAUCGGAGGCUCCAAACCAAAGGUUGCUACACCCAAAGUCGUAGACAAAAUCGCUGAUUACAAACGCCAAAACCCCACCAUGUUUGCCUGGGAGAUCCGAGACAGACUGCUGGCAGACAGAGUGUGUGACAAUGACAGCGUGCCCAGCGUCAGCUCAAUCAACAGGAUCAUUCGCACUAAAGUCCAGCAACCACCUGGCCAAUCAGGAGCUGUCUCUGUCCAUAACUUAGCCUCUACAGUGGCAGUGACCCAGGUAUCUGCUGUAACCAGUGAUGCUGCAGGCUCCUCCUACUCCAUCAGUGGAAUUCUGGGAAUUAGCUCACCCGCCGACGCAAACAAACGAAAGAGAGAUGAAAAAACUCAACAGCCCAGUAAUAACUGA
This is a messenger RNA of Sinocyclocheilus rhinocerous, 641 nucleotides long. RefSeq names its product paired box protein Pax-5-like. The record is from RefSeq and is a predicted model, not a curated record. NCBI's taxonomy places the organism in Eukaryota, Metazoa, Chordata, Actinopteri, Cypriniformes, Cyprinidae. The transcript is spliced from 6 exons. Gene Ontology annotation, biological process: anatomical structure development; regulation of transcription by RNA polymerase II. The coding region runs from base 18 to 641 and encodes 207 amino acids. Gene Ontology annotation, molecular function: DNA-binding transcription factor activity, RNA polymerase II-specific; RNA polymerase II cis-regulatory region sequence-specific DNA binding.